This is a messenger RNA of Camponotus floridanus (Florida carpenter ant), 3732 nucleotides long. RefSeq names its product hyaluronan mediated motility receptor. Lineage: Eukaryota; Metazoa; Arthropoda; Insecta; Hymenoptera; Formicidae. Bases 607 to 3621 code for a protein of 1004 amino acids. The record is from RefSeq and is a predicted model, not a curated record. The transcript is spliced from 16 exons. Gene Ontology annotation, molecular function: hyaluronic acid binding.
UUUCCGCGUGUUCGUUUUUCCUUUAACAGUGCUUAUACUUGUGAUAUAUUUUCGUUUAUAAUUAUUAAAGAGCGUAAAAAGUAAACAAAUAUUCUUAUUUCGCUUUCACUUUACAUGAAAUCUUUCCAAUUUAAAGUUUAUAGUAUUUGUAAGGAAAUAAAAGAGAAAAAAAAAACAAGAAAAAAGGACAUCGCAAGAAAAUAGGACGUAGUGCAAUUUGCACGUGCCAAGUGCAAGCAACGUACAAUGGGAUGAUGCAAACAAGUAGAUCCGCCGCCUGAUUGGUCGCUUGCGCGACGGGCAUGCGACUUGUGCGACGAAUCGCCAUCAUCCUCGCGGUCGCAUAACCGUCAUUUUAAAUUGAAUAUAACCGAUGCGACAAGCCACAUCAAGGGUCCUGGAAGCGAGCAGUAUUCGGCGCGUUCGAGAGCGGUUCGCAUCUUGUUCCUCGCAUAAGCGGGGUGCGUGACGCAGGGGACCAUCAACGGUGAAGGAAAAAAAAACGUUGGUCGGUGCCAACGGCCGUUGCCUCUUAUCGUGUGCGGUGACAAUCUCGCAGAGCGAAUUUGGAUUGUCGAUUAAAGAAGAAACGCACAAUAAGACGAUAUGUCUUUCUCUAAGGCAAGGAUACAGCGGUUCAACGAACUUGGGAGCGAAGCACCUCCGCCAGGCGCUUACGAUCCGAAAUUCGAUAAUAAAGUAAAAGGAUCUGUUAUCGAAAAAUCUGAUAGAUUUUUAGAUGUUAGAAGCACAAGCAGUGCGGAAUAUAAUGCUUCGAGUAUAUCAGGAAAGAGUAAUACAACCACGUCUUCUCUUUUUCGAAUACCUCAGUUGCCGCGGAAACGAUUGAUCACGAAACCAACAGAAUCUAAGACAAAAAAUGGACAAACAAUUUUAAUUAAAAAUCAAAAUAUGAAAUAUGAAUCCAAUCAACAACUUGCGGAUCUUCGAGUAGAAUGUUUGAAUAAAGACAAAACCAUACAGGAACAUGAGAAACAUAUAGAAGAAAUGAAGGAAGAUAUGCGGAAAUUAGAAGCCGAGAUAGAAAAGCUACACAAAAAACAAAAUGAAAUGGAAAUGCAACAUACGGAAGAUAUAGAAGCAAUGGCUAAGUUGCAACAGGAAAUAAUAAACAAUCAUGAUGAUAAACAUCAAACAGAAGUGCAAUUGCUUCGCUCUCAAUUAUUAGAAGCAUCUGAAGAAAAAGAACGAGAGAUCUCAACACGAAAGACAAUGGAAACAGAACUCAGAAAUCGUGCAACGGAACUAUCAAGAAGAAUAAUAGCAUUAGAAGCUGAAUUGUGUACCAAAAAAAAAGAAAAUAAAACAACGAUUGAAAUUCUUGAAACGCGCAUUGAAGAACUACUAAAUACGUUAAAAACAAUAAAACAUGAUCAUGAUAUCGAAAUUGAAUUAUUACAAAAAGAAAAAAGUCAAUUCGAUGUUUGUAUAAUGAAUUUGACUCAAGAACGAUCUAAUCUUGAAUCUAAAUUGGAAAUAAAACAAAAUAUUAUUUUGGAACUUCAAGCUCAGUUGUCUGCUCUGCAGUGUGAAUUAGAUGAACUUAAAACAGAAUACGAGAAACUUGCCGAUGAUUCCAUUAAACGAAUUUCCGAUCUCACUGACAAACACGAAAAAGAAAUUCAACAUCUGAAAAAUGACUUCCUGGAAGAAAAGGAGAAAUUAUUAACAGAAAAUGAAAUUUAUAAGACAUGUGAAUCGGAAGCAACAGCGAAAGCAAAUGAAAUGGAAGAAACAAAUUCUUUUCUUAUCCAGGAAUUAAAAGAUAUUCAAAGACUUUAUAAAGAUGUCAGCCAACGAUUGCAACAAGCUCAAACUGAAUUGGAGCUCUCAAAUGAGAAACAUGUUAUUAUGGUAGAAAAAUAUAAAAAGAAUUUGAAUGAUGUGAAAAAUGUGCAUAUUGAGGAUAAGUUGCAAUUAGAGCAAUUGAUAAAAGACACCAAAGAGGAAUAUUUGAAAAAACUAGAAAAUAUAACAGUAAUGAAGGAUAAAGAAUUAGAUGAAUUAAAACAAGCUACCACUAAAAGAAUCGAAGAGGAAACUAAACGAAUAAUGAAACAUGCUGAAGAAAUAAUAAAAAAUGCAGAAUCUGAUAAAAGAAAUGCGUUGAUGGCAUGUCGUACCGAAAGCAAGCAACAAGUGAAAAAAGUGAUUGUUGAAUGCGACGCGAAAGUCAAUGCCAUGAUAAAAGAGGCACAAAACACUGUGGAAGAUGAAAUGCGACUUACCAAUGAUAGAUACAAAGCAUGUUUAGCUCGCAUGGAAAUGGAGCAUGUUGUAUUAGAUGAGAAACUUUCACAGAAAGAUGCUGAAAUCGCUAAACUCUCCGCAACACUUGAGGAACUUAGAAUGUCUAUAGAAACUCAGGAAAGUUUUAGUCAAAGUUUGCAAAUUGAGUUAGAUAGAGCAGAAACAGAAUUAGCGGAGAAAAAGGAAGAAUUAAGAGCUUUAAAGGAUCACAUCAGAUCCGAAGGAGCUGAAAUGGUUGCUAGAAAAAAAAGAUUCGAAGUAAUAAUGGCUGAAAAUGAAGCAUCUGUUAUCGCGCUUUCUAAACGUUUGGCACAAAGUAAUGCUGAAGUGGAAAAACUACAAGAUGAAUUAAAACAUAAUGAAGAUAGCAUACGUGAAUACAGAGAUUUGCUUAGUGCAAUGCGUAGUAGCUCACAAUUGGCUGAUGAACAAAUUCAUACUGUCAUGGAAGAAUUAGAUACUCAUAGAGAGCUGGUAGAUAAACAUCAGACUAAUAAUUUAGCUCAGUUUGAAUCAAUAAAAUCUAUUCUUGAAACACAAAUUGAGGACCUGAAACUAAAAGCAACAACAGAAGUUUCAAGACUUCAAAAUGAUCUUGAGCAGAAGUCUUUACAAAAUGAUGAGCUAAGGAAACAACUUGAUGAAAUGAGUAAAAAAUUUGAUGACGUACAGAAUCUAUUACUUGAUUUCGAGGAAAAAAUUGAUGCUCAAGAGCUUGAUAUUUCGCGACUGGAGUUAGCAAAUAGCAAACUCUUAGAACAAUUAAAGAGCAAAGAAAAAGAAUUAGAAAUAAGUAAUCAAUUAUUUAAAGAUCUAGUGACAAUACGUGAAAUAGCGGGAGAAAUGACAAAUUGUCGGAUAGAAGAGAUCUCUCAAAAAGUGGAAUGGUUUGAAACAAAAGAAAAAAAUGCAGAGGAAACCACAUUAUUAUUAGGGCGAGAACGAAUCAAAUGGAAAUUUUUAGAAAAUAUACUUACGCAACAGUUCCAAGAAGAAAAAAUGCGACGCGAAGAGGCCGAAGAAAAAGUCAAGAAAAUUAUGGAAUCAAACGCUCAUCUCAAGAAGGAUUAUGAGGAAAUUAGUGACAAGUAUGCUGAAAUGAUCGGUCAUCAGAAUCCUAAACAAAGGAUCAAACAUGUUACUCAUCUAAAAGAAAAGAUUUAUCAUUUGGAACAGGACUUACAUACCAAGAACAAAUUAAUCGAACAACAACAAAAGACUAUAGAAAAGGUUAAAGCGGAAGAAAAACGAUCUCAUUGGAAAGGCAAGGAAAAUGUAGGAAUGGUACAUUCGACCCCCAUUUCUUCACCGCAUAAGACAUUGACGCCGUUAAGAAGUCGAAACGAUUAAUUUUAAACAAUAAUUCAAUAGCUUGUUUUCUUAAAUUAUCAAUUUAAAUUAUAAAUGUUCAAAAUGAAUUAUACUCGAAGUAAUUUUCUGGGAACUAAAAAAAUGUUUAUC